AUGGAACACACCAAGGUGGAUCACGAAUCCACUGUGGAGAAGGAUGUUGCACUCGGCGGGACUCACGAUAUCGGCGUCAACUUGUAUCUGGAGGCUGAGCAGCUGACUGCCGAGGAGCUGGAGACUGAGGGCGCCGCAUUGUUGAAGAUUCUUGACUGGAGGAUUAUGCCGAUGCUCUACUUGACCUAUGUCAUUCAAUUCCUCGACAAGCUAUCGCUCAAUUAUGCAUCGGCAUAUUCCUUGAUUCCGGAUCUCGGUCUCGAAGGUCAACGAUAUUCAUGGGUUGCUGCUAUUUUCAAUUUCGGCUAUCUCUUCUGGGCCCUCCCAUCCAACCUCUUGAUUCAACGACUGCCGAUCGCUAAAUAUAUGGGUUGCAUGCUCCUGAUCUGGAGUGUACUUAUCGUAGCUCAUGUUGGAGCGAAGAACUACUCAGGAAUGCUCGUGUUGAGAUUCCUUUUGGGUAUGGCUGAAGCCGGAGUCAGUCCCUGCAUGAUGAGCCUCACAUCGAUGUUCUACAAACGCUCCGAACAGCCCUUGCGCAUGGCAGUUUGGCUCAGUGCAAACGGCAUGGCCACGAUGGUAGGAGCACUACUUGGAUUUGGCCUCGGACAUUCACACAAUACUGCCCUUCGCAGCUGGCAAUUAAUUUUCUUGACAAUCGGACUCCUCAACUUCGCUGCCGGUUGUUUAUUCCUCUGGCUCAUGCCCGAUUCACCUAGCACUGCCCGCUUCCUAACUCACCGACAGCGCGUGGUAGCUGUGCAGCGGGUCGCGGAGAACAUGAUCGGCGUCAAGACCCGAGAAAUCAAACCACGCCAGGCAUUGGAAAUUCUGUACGAUUUUAGGGUUCUCUGCUACGCUGCAAUCGGAAUCGCAUGCGGUGUCAUCAACGGCGGCUCCUCGAAUUUCGCAUCGGCCUUGAUUAAAGGCUUUGGCUUCAGCGGAAUCUACACUACACUUCUCCAACUUCCGACGGGCGCAAUCGAAGCUGUGGUCGUUCCAAUCUGCGGUCUCAUCGCCACGUACAUUAAAGAUACCCGGUGUAUCAUUCUCGGGGUCGUCUGUCUGAUCCCCUUUGGCGGUCUUCUGGGUAUUCGCUUUACGAGUCUCGACCACCCCUGGACUCUGGUUGGCUGUACCUGGCUGCAGUACCUCGUCGGUGCUCCCGUGAUCAUAUCGUGGAAUCUGCUUGCGACGAACGUUGCCGGCCACACGAAACGUGCUGUCGCCAAUGGUCUUUGGUUCUCAAUGUAUGCAGCCGGUAAUGUUGCGGGUGCUAAUAUAUUCUUCGCGAACGAAGCCCCGCGCUAUUUCUCAGGCCUUCUGGGCUUGCUCAUCUGCUAUGCGGGUAUCAUUGUUCUAGCGAUUGCAAGCUACGUAUCUAUGAAAUGGGAAAAUGCGCGCAGGGAUGCUGCAUUGACUGCGGAAGAUGCUGAAGAUGUUCAGGGUGAUAUCACCUCUCAGGCUAUCUUGGAUGGUUUCAAGGAUAUGACCGAUAUGCAGUCCAAGCACUUUAGAUAUGCGCUUUGA
This is a messenger RNA of Penicillium paradoxum, 1530 nucleotides long. RefSeq names its product putative MFS allantoate transporter. Gene Ontology annotation, biological process: transmembrane transport. The record is from RefSeq and is a predicted model, not a curated record. Gene Ontology annotation, cellular component: membrane. NCBI's taxonomy places the organism in Eukaryota, Fungi, Ascomycota, Eurotiomycetes, Eurotiales, Aspergillaceae. Gene Ontology annotation, molecular function: transmembrane transporter activity. The transcript has 4 exons. Bases 1 to 1530 code for a protein of 509 amino acids.